GAAAAGACGAAAAACGAAAAGACGAAUAGACGAGAAAAAAAGAAAAGACAAAAAGAUGAAAGUUCAAAGACGAAAGCCAGAAGACGAAAAAUGAAAGGACGAAAGCUGCAAAACGUAAAACGAAAAACGAAAGUUGAGAGAUAAUUGCCGAAAGACGAAUAGACAAGACGAAAAUACGAAAAAGACGAAAAACGAAGGACGAAAGGCGAAAGGCGAAAGACGAAAAGACUAUAAGAUGGAGAGGCGGAAAGACGAAAAGACGAAAAACGGAAAGCCGAAAAGACAAAAGCAUGAAAAGAAGAAAAGACGAAAAGACAAAAAGACCAAAGACGAAAGAUGAAAAGACGAAAAGACAAAAAACGAAAGGACGAAAAGACGAAAAAAAGAAAAAAAACGAAAGGACGAAAAGACGAAAAGACAAAAAACGAAAGGACGAAAAGACGAAAAGACGAAAAGACGAAAAGAUGAAAAGACGAAAAGACGAAAAGACGGAAAGACGGAAAGACGAAAAGACAAAAAGACAAAAAGACAAAAAGACAAAAAGACGAAAAGACGAAAAAAGAAAAGACGAAAAGACGAAAAGACGAAAAGACGAAAAGACGAAAAGACGAAAAGACGAAAAGACGAAAAGACGAAAAGACGAAAAGACGAAAAGACGAAAAGACGAAAAGACGAAAAGACGAAAAGACAAAAAGACAAAAAACGAAGGGACGAAAAGACAAAAAGACGAAAAGACAAAAAAACGAAAAGACGAAAAGACCAAAAAACGAAAAGACGAAAAUAAUAAAAGACAAAAAACGAAAGGACGAAAAGACGAAAAACGAAAGUUGAAAGAUAAAUGCCGAAAGACGAAAAUACGAAAAGAUGAGAAAAAGAAAAGACGAAAAGACGAAAAGACGAAAAGACGAAAAGACGAAAAGACGAAAAGACGAAAAGACGAAAAGACGAAAAGACGAAAAGACGAAAAGGCGAAAAGACGAAAAGACGAAAAUACGAAAAAACAAAACACGAAAAGACGAAAAGAUGAAAAGACGAAAAGACAAAAAACGAAAGGACGAAAAGACGAAAAGAUGAAUAGACGAGAAAAAAAGAAAAGACAAAAAGAUGAAAGUUCAAAGACGAAAGACGAAAGUCAGAAGACGAAAAAUGAAAAGACGAAAGACGAAAGCUGCAAAACGUAAAACGAAAGUUGAGAGAUAAUUGCCGAAAGACGAAUAGACAAGACGAAAAGACGAAAAAAGGCGAAAGACGAAGGACGAAAGGCGAAAGGCGAAAGACGAAAAGACUAUAAGAUGGAGAGGCGGAAAGACGAAAAGACGAAAAAACGGAAAGCCGAAAAGACAAAAGCAUGAAAAGAAGAAAAGACGAAAAGACAAAAAGACCAAAGACGAAAGAUGAAAAGACGAAAAGACAAAAAACGAAAGGACGAAAAGACGAAAUAAAGACAAAAAACGAAAGGACGAAAAGACGAAAAGAUGAAAAGACGAAAAAACGAAAGGACGAAAAGACGAAAAGACGAAAAGACGAAAAGACGAAAAGACGAAAAGACGAAAAGACGGAAAGACGAAAAAAGGAGAAAAAGACAAAAAGACG
Messenger RNA from Armigeres subalbatus, 1593 nucleotides. RefSeq lists its product as uncharacterized. The transcript has 2 exons. The record is from RefSeq and is a predicted model, not a curated record. NCBI's taxonomy places the organism in Eukaryota, Metazoa, Arthropoda, Insecta, Diptera, Culicidae. The coding region runs from base 291 to 1181 and encodes 296 amino acids.